AUGGGUGUGGAUAUACAAGGCAAGCUUCGUCUAGCUCUUGGUUCAAUGAAAGAUCAUGCUUCUAUUGGCAAGGCCAUGAUGUACCAUCAUCAACAUGAUGGCUUUUCAAGCAUAGAGAUUGCAGUUCUUCGUGCCACAGGCCAUGACAAUGGAACCAUUGAUGACAAAUACAUGCAUGAAAUCCUCUUCUUGGUUUCACACUCUCAAGGGUCCAUUCCUUUUCUUGCUGAAAGGAUUUCUCGCCGUUUAUGCAAAACUAAGGAUCAUCUUGUGGCCCUUAAGGUCCUUGUCUUGAUUCAUCGCCUUCUUAGAGGGGGAAACAGAUCCUUUGAACAAGAGUUAUGCAAAGCACAUGUCUCUGGUCAUCUACAAAUUAGUACAACAAGGUGUUUCACUAAGAAUUCUGACCCUUCAAUUGGUUUUUUACACAAAUAUGCAUCUUAUCUUGAAGAAAGGAUGAGUUGGCUCAUCAACCAAGCUGGGAAACUUGAACCAUUAAUGUCCAAAGGGUUAGGAUUUCGAAGCUAUGAUGAGAAUUCCAUUGAUAUGGUAUUUCGUACAUUGCCUAAAUACCAAGUGCUUAUUGAUAAGGUGUUAGAAUUUUCCCCACAUGAUGUUUUGCUCUCAGAUCAUAGCUUGGCUCAAGUUGCUAUGAGUAACAUUUUGAGAGAAAGUUUCCAAGUUUAUAUGACAUUUUCUGAAGGCAUUGCAGCUCUUAUCAACAUGUUUUUUGAUCUAAAUUCAUCAGCCAAAGGCCUAGCAUGUGAAAUUCUCAAGAAAGCUUCUCUGCAAAGCCAAAAGCUUCAUGAUCUGUAUGAAAGUUGCAAACAAGUGGUUGAAAACAAGAAUUUGGAGUACCCUUUUGUUAAAAUAAUCAGUAUGAGUCAUAUAGUGGCAUUGGAUCAAUUUGGUUGCCAACAAAAUCAAAUUGCAUCUUCACAUGUCGCUCUAUCAAGCAACUUUAAAAGAUCAACAGAGAUAGAGUUUGAAGUUGCAGCAAAAGAAAGCAAAAAGAAAGAAGAGAAAAUUGAUAUAAAUUUGUCACCAACUCCAACUCUUUUUUCAUGGACACUAGAGACCAAAAUAAGCAAGGUAUGGGUGGUAUUUGAAGAUGAAGUUGUUCCCAAUGAAUCACAGGUUCUUCCAGCACCACAAAAGCUUGGAGAUGUUGAUGUUGUUAGUGAUAUAGAAAGUGAAUAUGGUAGGCCAAGUGUAUUCCUGAAUCCAUUUUCAUCUAGUAUUGAUACAACCAUGUCAUCAAAGGUAUGA
Molecule: messenger RNA, 1269 nt
Organism: Gastrolobium bilobum
Lineage: Eukaryota; Viridiplantae; Streptophyta; Magnoliopsida; Fabales; Fabaceae
Product: putative clathrin assembly protein At1g33340
Exons: 1
Coding region: 1-1269 (422 amino acids)
Biological process (GO): vesicle budding from membrane; clathrin coat assembly; clathrin-dependent endocytosis
Cellular component (GO): clathrin-coated vesicle; clathrin-coated pit
Molecular function (GO): clathrin heavy chain binding; SNARE binding; 1-phosphatidylinositol binding
Source: RefSeq, a predicted model, not a curated record